This is a messenger RNA of Anopheles arabiensis, 701 nucleotides long. RefSeq lists its product as uncharacterized. The record is from RefSeq and is a predicted model, not a curated record. The transcript has a single exon. The coding region runs from base 25 to 618 and encodes 197 amino acids. Lineage: Eukaryota; Metazoa; Arthropoda; Insecta; Diptera; Culicidae.
ACGAACAUUACUAGAGACCGGACCAUGCCGGAACACACGCCCGCACCGACGCCGGGCCGGGCGAUCUACGGCUUCGCGCUCUAUCUGCUCUUCCAGACGCUCUUCCUGCUGUACGUGCUGUGGGCGUUCGUGCCGACCGUCUGGUUCGACCGGCUUGGGCUGACCUACCUGCCGGACAAAUACUUUGCGCUCUUCGUGCCGAUCCUUGCCCUGGUCGCCGUGACGCUGUUUGCGUUUCUCGUCUACCCUUCGCUCGGGCUCGCCAUGAUGCCGGACGUGGACGAGCGGACGACCGUAGCGGACGGCAACAGUAUCGUGCGCUGCGAGUUCCGCUUUCCGGACGGGUUGUGCUGCCAGCAGCGGGUGGAAACACCGCUCGAACGGGGGUGGAACGUGAGGCGGCACUGCGCAAAGCACAGCACGCGGCAGGGAGCGGUGGAAACGCAGCGCACGGUGCGUGUGGCCAACUUUUGCGACUGCCCGUACGAGGGUCAGUGUUUGCUGCGGAAAGAUCCGGAGUACUUGCCGACGCUGCGAAGCAAAGAUCCGAUACCGGCGGUUAGUGACCUCAGCCUGUCCCAGGUCAGUCGAACGUUGUACCAUCGAAGAGGUAGAUGAUAAGAGCAGAUAGAAGCGCGUUUUUCUUCUGAAUUUAUAUAAAAUGUAAAAUAUGUGUGUACAUGUGUUCACUUUAAACUAAA